UAGCAAGGACUUUGGCCAAUCAUAGAUUCGUGGUUUACUACGUCUAUGACCUUUGACGAAUCAGAACUCUUCUUGUUGCAUAGACGCAAGCUACCAGUGACAGGCUGCGUGCUGUAAGGUUCGGCUGACCCAUCAUCAGGAUAGCAGUCAGUAUUGCUCUGUUCAAGGCUGCGCGUACGUUUCACCUGUUUUGUAGCAGAGUCAUAAACCGCCCCGUUCACCUCAACGCCAGUGCUAAAGUAGUAUCAUUGCUCAAGAUGCCCCAGACAAACAAGUUCAAAAGUGCUGGAGCCAGCAGUGCUGCUCAGUCUGCUGGUCCAGACCGGGGUGAAGCACUCAGAGACCCCAACGCACCUCCGGGGGACAGUGGUGGAGAUGACAACCAAGGAGACCCUCAAAUUAUUAAAUCUCCAAGUGACCCCAAACAAUACAGAUACAUUGAGCUAAGUAACGGACUGAGGGCUCUCCUAAUCUCUGAUCUGAGUGAUUUAGAUGGGAAAACUGAAGAUGAUGAAGAUUCAGAAGAGGAGGAGGAGGAGGAAGAAGAGGAGGGAGAGGAAGCGGAAGAGGAGGGAGACUCGGGGGAAGGAACGGAUGAGGAAUCUGAAGAAGAAGGGGACAGUCAAGAUAGUGACUUUGAGGAGCUUGACGAGGACAACGACAGGAAGAAGAAAAAGGGAUCUGAAAAACAGUCUGCAGCGGCCCUGUGUAUUGGCGUAGGGAGUUUCAGCGACCCUAAUGACCUACCUGGCCUUGCACACUUCCUGGAACACAUGGUGUUCAUGGGCAGCGAAAAGUACCCUUCUGAAAAUGGCUUUGAUGCGUUCCUUAAAAAGCAUGGUGGCAGUGAUAAUGCUUCCACUGAUUGUGAGAGAACCAUUUUCCAAUUUGAUGUCCAGAGGAAAUGCUUCAAAGAAGCCCUUGACAGAUGGGCUCAGUUUUUCGUCUGUCCUCUUAUGAUUGAAGACGCCAUUGAUCGAGAGGUUGAGGCUGUGGACAGUGAAUAUCAGCUUGCUAAGCCUUCAGACUCUCACCGUAAGGAAAUGCUCUUUGGCAGCCUAGCAAAGCCCAACCAUCCCAUGAGCAAGUUCUGCUGGGGAAAUGCACUGACCCUGAAGACUGAGCCUAGGGAAAAGAAUAUCAAUGUUUACAAGCGGCUCCGUGAGUUUUGGAAAAGGUACUACUCUGCCCACUAUAUGACCUUAGCUGUGCAGUCUAAAGAGAGUCUUGACACCCUUGAGGAAUGGGUUAGAGAAAUCUUCAGUCAGGUACCCAACAAUGGGAAGCCAAAACCUGAUUUUUCAGACCAGUUGAGCCCCUUUGAAACACCUGCUUUCAACAAACUUUACCGAAUGGUGCCUGUUAGAAAAGUACAUGCCCUCACCAUCACAUGGGCUCUACCCCCGCAAGAGAAGCACUACAGGGUAAAGCCUCUGCAUUACAUUGCUUGGCUGAUUGGCCAUGAGGGAACUGGAAGUAUCUUGUCCAUGCUUAGGAGGAAGUGCUGGGCUCUAGCUUUGUUUGGCGGAAACAGUGAGACUGGUUUUGAUCAGAACACCACCUAUUCAAUUUUUAGUAUCUCAAUAACUCUGACUGAUGAGGGCUUCCAGAACUUCUAUGAGGUUGCUCAUCUCGUCUUCCAGUAUUUGAAAAUGCUUCAGACUCUUGGGCCCCAACAGAGCCCCGGAGCCGUGAUCUCUGUUGCACUGCACCUCCUCACACCAAAGAAGGCUAACUUGCUCCUGUUGUCUCCUGAGCAUGAAGGCCAGUGCCCACUCAGGGAAAAGUGGUUUGGGACUCAGUACAGUGUAGAGGACAUACAGCAGCACUGGAGAGAGCUCUGGGCAGGAGAUUUUGAUUUAAACCCAAGCCUUCACCUACCUGCUGAAAAUAAGUUCAUCGCCACUGAUUUCACCCUCAAAACCUCUGACUGUCCAGACACAGAGUACCCUGUCAAAAUAAUGAACAAUGACAGAGGGUGUUUGUGGUAUAAGAAGGACAACAAGUUCAAGAUCCCCAAAGCAUACGUGCAGUUCCACCUUAUAUCACCUGUGGUUCAGAAGUCUGCAAAAAACCUGGUGCUUUUUGACCUGUUUGUGAAUAUCCUGGUGCAUAACUUGGCAGAUCCAUCCUACGAGGCUGAUGUGGCCCAGCUAGAAUAUAAAUUUGUUGCAGGGGAGCAUGGUCUUGUCAUCAAGGUUAAGGGCUUCAACCACAAACUACCGUUGCUGUUCAACCUGAUCGUGGAUUAUCUUGCUGAUUUCUCUGCUGCUCCUGAUGUAUUCAGCAUGUUUGCAGAGCAGCUGAAGAAAACCUACUUUAACAUCCUCAUCAAGCCUGAAAAGCUUGGAAAAGACGUGAGGCUUCAGAUUCUAGAGCACUCUCGCUGGUCGACCAUUCAGAAGUACCAAGCUGUGCUGGAUGGGCUCAGUGUGGACGAGCUCAUGGAGUUUGUGAGCAGCUUCAAGUCAGAGCUAUAUGCUGAAGGACUAGUGCAGGGAAACUUCACUAGCACUGAAUCUAUGGGAUUUUUGCAGUAUGUUACAGACAAAUUGCAAUUCAAGAAGCUGUCAGUAGAGGUCCCUGUUCUCUUCAGAGUGGUAGAGCUUCCUCAGAAACAUCAUCUGUGCAAAGUGAAGUCUCUCAACAAGGGAGAUGCAAACUCUGAGGUCACUGUGUAUUACCAGUCUGGUCCUAAGAACCUGCGUGAACACACUCUUAUGGAGCUACUAGUGAUGCACAUGGAGGAGCCAUGCUUUGACUUCCUCCGAACCAAAGAGACACUGGGAUAUCAUGUCUACCCAACCUGUAGAAACACAUCAGGUGUCCUUGGAUUCUCAGUCACAGUAGAGACUCAGGCCACCAAGUUCAACACUGAGCUGGUGGAGACAAAGAUUGAGGAGUUUCUGGUGAGCUUCGGAGAAAAGAUGAACAGCUUGAGUCAUGAGGCUUUUAAGACACAGGUGACUGCUCUCGUCAAGCUGAAGGGUUGCGAAGACACCCAUCUCGGCGAGGAGGUGAACAGGAACUGGACAGAGGUGGUCACACAGCAAUACGUCUUCGACAGACUCAGCCGAGAGAUUGAUGCACUGAAAUAUAGUGGAAACUAG
Messenger RNA from Sinocyclocheilus grahami, 3110 nucleotides. Its product is annotated as nardilysin-like. The record is from RefSeq and is a predicted model, not a curated record. Lineage: Eukaryota; Metazoa; Chordata; Actinopteri; Cypriniformes; Cyprinidae. The transcript is spliced from 30 exons. Bases 258 to 3110 code for a protein of 950 amino acids. Gene Ontology annotation, biological process: proteolysis. Gene Ontology annotation, molecular function: metalloendopeptidase activity; metal ion binding.